AUGUCUUUAUUAGUAUUUCGUAUUAGUGUUGCUAAAUCUUUACUCAAAUCUAGUCCACCACCAACUGCAAUAAAACGUAGUCGUCCAUCUCUUCAAUCCAUAACAAAUAUAUAUAAUACAGCACCAACAGCAAGAAUUGUACCAAGUCCACUUCCAUCAACCAGUGCUCGACUUGCUAAGUUUAAUUCUAGGCUUGUUCAAACAACAUAG
Molecule: messenger RNA, 210 nt
Organism: Rotaria sp. Silwood2
Lineage: Eukaryota; Metazoa; Rotifera; Eurotatoria; Philodinida; Philodinidae
Source: the annotation of a GenBank genome assembly